UGACGUAUCGCGCGAGCGCUCGGCGUUCAGCCAUUUUGUGUGAAUGAGCGCUCUCCGUUUUCACGGGGUAUCUGUGUGUUGCGGGAGACUCGCGGCCAGUGGUGGAGAUAAAUUCGAAUGAUUUAGUUUCGCCUAUAAAAGGGACACGCGACGGCGACGGAUUACAUGCGCUAGUGAAGGGGUGCGACCGAUCGCCCGCCCGCCCGCCGCGUUAACUUCCGUGCGAAACUGUGGAACAGGUACGAUGGAGGAUAAGGCGUCGCUCAAGGAACUUGACCAGUGGAUAGAACAAUUAAACGACUGCAAACAACUGACAGAAAGCCAAGUGAAAACCCUCUGCGAUAAGGCGAAAGAAAUUUUAGCUAAGGAAUCAAAUGUACAAGAAGUAAAAUGUCCUGUAACGGUAUGCGGAGACGUACAUGGGCAGUUCCACGAUUUGAUGGAACUGUUCAGAAUAGGUGGCAAAUCACCUGAUACAAAUUACCUUUUUAUGGGUGACUACGUUGAUCGCGGUUACUACUCGGUCGAGACUGUCACUUUGCUCGUAGCUCUUAAGGUGAGAUAUCGAGAAAGAAUAACCAUUCUACGAGGUAACCAUGAAUCGAGGCAAAUUACACAGGUGUAUGGAUUUUACGAUGAAUGCUUACGUAAAUAUGGGAAUGCCAAUGUAUGGAAAUUCUUUACGGAUUUAUUCGAUUAUUUACCAUUAACGGCGUUAGUCGAUGGCCAAAUAUUUUGUUUGCAUGGUGGUCUGUCGCCAUCGAUUGACACUUUAGAUCACAUACGUGCUCUAGAUCGUCUCCAGGAAGUGCCACAUGAAGGUCCCAUGUGUGAUCUGCUUUGGUCAGAUCCAGAUGAUAGAGGAGGAUGGGGUAUUUCACCCCGCGGGGCAGGUUAUACUUUUGGUCAAGAUAUUUCGGAAACGUUUAACCACUCCAACGGGCUAACGCUUGUGUCACGAGCUCAUCAGUUGGUUAUGGAGGGUUACAAUUGGUGUCACGACCGUAAUGUUGUAACUAUAUUCUCAGCACCUAAUUACUGUUAUCGUUGCGGAAAUCAAGCUGCAAUCAUGGAACUAGAUGAUGCUUUAAAAUAUUCAUUCCUACAAUUUGACCCAGCACCAAGACGUGGAGAGCCACACGUUACCAGGCGAACGCCAGACUACUUCCUCUAAAGAAUUAGACUUCAGGGCUAAGUGUCAAGGUAGGGGAAUGGAAACGCGAUUCUGACUUUAUAGUGACGCCAGAUAACAUAUAAUUUACAAUAGAACAUCGCUAAAUGAGUGUGAGGCUCCGUCAUGUUUUCACACAUACCACAUGUAGCCCCAAGUAUUAUAUCAUGGCUCACUUUGUGGUGUCUCAUUGAGAGAUAGAAUAGAUUACACGCACGUUCAGUGCGUGCCUUACAUGAUACAUGUAGACGACAUUACUUGUACACUAAAAAGGAAAAAAUAAUACAAUAAUGUACACACGUAUCGAUUAAAUUCACUUGUAGCAUUGAGUUUUACAACUUUUAUUAUAUCCGCUUGUAUUUUUAUUAUAAAAAAAACUGAAUAUAUAAUAAUGCACACGUUUGCGCGCAAUAGGUAGAACAAAAAAAAAUCAUCGGUAUAAGGUGGUAUCGUUUUGUAAUCUUGAAUGAGAAUAUUAAAACUUGUCGAGAGAGAAAUUUAUAUUAAUGAAGCAACAUCGUGUGUAUUCUGAAUGAUCGUGCGUUUUAAACGAAAUUGUCAUACAAGAUUUCAAGAAAAUAUACCAAAAUGGUCAUAAUUUAUAUUUAAGAGAGUGUCACGUUAUUAUUAGUGUGAAUGGAGCAUGAAAUGUUCCACUUGAAGGAAAUGCAAGGUGAUUUGAUGCAACAGUAAAUUGGCAUGCAUGAAUUGUGCCAUAUAACUUAAUAAAUAUAUAAUUUGCAAGUAAAAAAGUUAUUAAAAGGUUUUAAUAUGGCAUUACACAUACGAAUUCAUCAGAAUCAAUCAGAUAUCAGAUGAGCAAUCGAUUCGUUAAAAUUACAGUCGCUUCUGCGCAGUAUUUAUUGUUUUAUAGAGUAGACAUUUUUAUUUAAACAAUAUAGAAAUUUUUGUAAGGCAAAUGUAAAUCUCGUUCUCGUUGACAUAGCUUUCUAUUAAUCAUAAUAUUAUUUUUACGAAGUAAUACGCGUUUGUACAAUAAAAGGAAAAUCAAUGAGAAUGAUAUCUACAUCUGCACUUUUUGUUUUUUUAUUUAGACAAAGUGGCUAUUCAAUACUGUACAUAAAAUUAGUUGAUUUGAUUUGUCAUACAUUUUUCUUGUUAUUAUAGACUAUAAUAUAAAAUUGAGUUACAUUGCUUAAUAAUUUUAAAAAAUACAACACUUUUGCAUCAAUUCUAUCUGCCUUCUAAAGUGAAACACGUACUUUAUAUUGAGUGAAUCUAUGCAUUCAUGACGGUUAAAUUAAAAAUGAAAAUUUGCUUGUGAACCUACCGACAACCUUUUUACUAUGUUUAACAGACAUGAAAUGAUGCUUCUGGUAAAUAAACAUGUGUAAUGCAAGCCAAAGCAACCCAAUAUCAAAUUUUAUAUUCAUUCAAUACAGGAGCAAUUUGUGUACGAUGAACAACUAAAAGAAAAAAAAAGAACACACGAGGAUGUAUUUAUAAAAAUAAGGAAUAGCAAUUCAAAUAUGCAUAAUGAAGCAAUUACAAUAGCGAUGACGAGGAACGACAAGGUGAACGUGAAAUGUGUUAGAUGCACAUUAUAGCAAUUAACUAAGACUGUAAAUCCAUAUACAGCACAGGAUGCAGCGCGGAGUUAACGCGAGCCUUCUGCACAAUGCAGGCUGAGCAUUUUUUUCUUCUUUUUUCCGUUUUCUAUUAUACAAUAUACGUAUAUACAUAAUAUUCUCUAGACUACAAUAAUAUAAGAAUAAAUUUUCCUAUAGAACGAAACUGCACUUGUAGUAUUAUAUAUAACGCGGCGGAAUUUAAAGAUAUGGCGAAGGAAUAAUAGGUACCAGCAAUUAUUAUAGCUAAUUUUAUAUCUGCUCUAUUUAUUGCCCUCUCACUGCAUACCGACCUUCAUACAACGGACGAAAUGAAUAUGAAAUACUGAAACACUACCAAAUAGAGUUGUUUCAGUAGACAUGCAUAGUACCUUAAUAUCUAUAUGAAUAUUAUCAUAUUUUGAUUUCAUAUUAGAAAACUGGAACGCUAUUAUACACGAUGCCCCAUUUCAAGAAAAACAAAUAUCUUAAAAAUGAUGAAUGAAUAAAAUUACACAAAAAUCAUUUAUGUACAAUUACUUAGUUUUGAAUGAUAUAAACCUCUUAUUGAUGUACAUAUUAGAAGUGAAGUUGUUUCUGAAAUAUAAUGAUUAUCUUUAAAAAAAUGAAACUUAUAUUUUUUCUUAAUGAAUUUUAAUUACAUUAAAGCCCAUAACUUUAUAUGUAAAAGUAUUAAGAUGAUCGAAAGAGGUAUAUUUUACAAAUGAUUUCAUAUCUUAUUGUAAUACAUUCUAUUAAAAAGUUUUUUUUAAUAUUUUUUAAAUAUUAAUACAUCAUUUUGUGUAAAUCUAUAAUAUUUUUAAAAUAUUUGUCUAUUUUCAUUAAAAUGGAACAUCUUGUAUUCUUAGAGAUCCAUCGAUGCAUUGAAUAUUUUUUGUUAAUCUAAAUUUUGAAAAAUCCUCGUACUGUAUAAAUUAAAUAAGUCAUUAAUAUACGCAUAUACAAUAAUCUUAACUGUUUGAGAGAGAGAGAGAAAGAGAGAGAGAAAGAAAUUAGUUUCAUUUUAGAUUUAACUUUAUAGAAAUUUAUAUGGUUAAUUCGAAUAUUACAAUAUGUGUGGAGCAAACUUUGUAUAUCCUAAUAAACUAAAAAUUUUUUGUGAUA
Molecule: messenger RNA, 3864 nt
Organism: Solenopsis invicta (red fire ant)
Lineage: Eukaryota; Metazoa; Arthropoda; Insecta; Hymenoptera; Formicidae
Gene: mts
Product: serine/threonine-protein phosphatase 2A catalytic subunit beta isoform
Exons: 6
Coding region: 245-1174 (309 amino acids)
Biological process (GO): mitotic cell cycle; peptidyl-serine dephosphorylation
Cellular component (GO): cytosol
Molecular function (GO): protein serine/threonine phosphatase activity
Source: RefSeq, a predicted model, not a curated record